Messenger RNA from Diversispora eburnea, 1227 nucleotides. The record is from the annotation of a GenBank genome assembly. Lineage: Eukaryota; Fungi; Glomeromycota; Glomeromycetes; Diversisporales; Diversisporaceae.
AUGUAUCAGAAGGAACCUGUUAUUCCUGGACCUAAUGAAUCCUCUUCAAAUGGGGCAUUAUCAACGUUCGAUCCUAGCGUAAUACAUAUCGUUGAAAUUAUUAUCAGACACUUAGAGUUUCUCAACAAGCUUAAUUGUAUUACUACUGUAACCCUUGAGAAUAUAAAAGAAAAAUUACCCAAACCAAUCGCACACGCAGCACCCCACGCACCACCUGAACCUUCGCCUACUUCAAUAUCGGGUGCAGGUGAUAAUUCACCUGUUCCUUCAAUCUCUUCGGAGCCUCAAAAAAAUCCUUCCCCGAAGAUAGGUUGUGAAGUAACAAUUUUAACUGAUCGUUCGUCACAACCUCCAUUUCAACAACCUCCAUUUCAGCAACCUCAGCAACCUCAACAAACUCAACAAAUUCCGAUAGUCGCUGAAAAUAUAAGAGGAGUUUUGCCUUUUCCUCCAAAUACUUCUUCGCCUGCAGAUCCACCUCGACCCAUUGAGCCACCUACUGAUAAAAAGAAUGAAGCUGUAAUUGAAAAAAAAGAACCCAUUGAACAGUUACCACCUUAUUGCAUUUCGGUUGUCGAGGCUUUAUGGGAUUUAAAUGGUGAUGACGAAGAUGAUUUGAAUUUUAAGAAAGGUGAUACUGUGGAAGUUCUUGAAAAAGUAAAUGAAGAUUGGUGGAAAGGACGUAUUCAAGGGACAAAUGUAGUUGGUAUAUUUCCUAAAGUUUACACUAAAGAAAUUAUAAAACCUGCAGUAACAAAUACGGCAACAAGUACGGUAACUAAUAGGGUAGCAAGCCCCGUAAGUAAUUUGGUAACGAGUCCCCUAAGUAUUACACCCGAAACAACCACAGUAAUUAAUAAUACGACGUAUGAUCAUCAACGACAAAUGAGCCAGACGGCAGUAUCACUUCAACAUCCAAUUAAUCAACAAUUUCCACAUCAACGACCUCAACAACCACCUCAACUACAACAACGAACAUUAGCACAAGCGCAAUCUCGUGGUUCAUUUAAUGAGACAUCCCAGUCAAUCUAUCAAACUUCACAACCACUACAAUCACAAAUUCCGCCAGGGCAAGGUUAUUUCAACCAAAAUUACCGCCCACAGCCACAAAAUUCCCAGACACAACCUGGUCAGUUUGUUAUGCAGCCAAUUCAACAACAAACAUAUCAAAAUGUACAAAACGUACCCACACAACGUAAUAUACCGAACUAUACAGGAGGAAAUUGA